Temnothorax curvispinosus is the source of this 1679-nucleotide messenger RNA. It is a transcript of the gene CtBP, whose product is annotated as C-terminal-binding protein. Lineage: Eukaryota; Metazoa; Arthropoda; Insecta; Hymenoptera; Formicidae. Bases 577 to 1551 code for a protein of 324 amino acids. Gene Ontology annotation, molecular function: oxidoreductase activity, acting on the CH-OH group of donors, NAD or NADP as acceptor; NAD binding; transcription corepressor activity. The record is from RefSeq and is a predicted model, not a curated record. The transcript has 6 exons.
CGUGGCGUGCCGUGCCGUGCCGCAUCUGCGAGCGCCUCCUCCUCUCCGCGUUGGUGCUUGCGGUGUUCGGUGCCUCGGUUUUUGCCCGUUUCCAUCGCGUUUUCGCGGGGCCGUUCCCGCGCCUUAAGUGCCACGCUUACGUUCCGGUCAUCGUCGCGCUCCUGCCCGAAAUCGAAGUCGAGGAGGCUGGAGUCCAAAUUCCGCGUCAGUCGGUCAGCCAGCGGGACGCGCUAUUGGCACUGCGCAGGUUAAGCCGGCGCGUUUCAAGGAGACGGUGUUCAUCGAGCCGUGAUGCAUUGGAGAUUCAGCGGUUUUUGCCCGAAGACCGACCAGAAGUUAGUGUUGCAAAAGCAGUUUGUGUGACAAAGCUUAAAAAACAACGAGAGUGCUAAAACGUUAUACUAGUUGGACUAGAAGAGGCAUCUCCGCUGCGAGUGUCUUGUCAAGAUAGAUUCUGUCGUCUUCUACUGUUUGUUGGAGCAGAAGGGGAAGGGAAGCGGUCGUAAUUUCUUUUUCUAGUGACACUGAGAGCGCACAGUGAAAACAAUAAAAAUAGGGGGGGCGGUCUGCUGACCGAUGGACAAACGGAAGAUGAUGCCCAAACGCCCUCGUAUGGAGAAUCUGAGAGGUCCGAUUGCCAACGGACCGAUCCAAACGCGGCCACUGGUUGCACUUCUCGAUGGUCGUGAUUGUUCUAUCGAAAUGCCCAUCCUCAAAGACGUCGCAACUGUUGCCUUUUGCGAUGCACAGUCCACUUCAGAAAUACAUGAAAAGGUAUUAAAUGAAGCAGUGGGUGCAUUGAUGUGGCACACAAUAAUUCUGACGAAAGAGGAUUUGGAAAAGUUUAAAACACUUCGAAUCAUCGUUCGGAUCGGUUCUGGUGUAGAUAACAUCGACGUCAAGGCAGCUGGCGAGCUUGGCAUUGCGGUGUGUAAUGUGCCUGGCUAUGGAGUUGAAGAAGUGGCUGACACUACCCUUUGUCUCAUCUUAAAUCUUUAUCGGCGCACUUAUUGGCUUGCCAAUAUGGUGCGCGAAGGCAAGAAGUUCACAGGACCAGAACAGGUGAGAGAAGCGGCAACUGGCUGCGCAAGGAUACGGGGCGACACAUUGGGUAUUGUUGGCCUCGGUAGGAUUGGUUCUGCAGUUGCGCUGCGUGCCAAAGCUUUUGGCUUUACCGUCAUCUUUUAUGAUCCUUAUCUACCGGAUGGUAUCGAAAAAUCACUAGGUCUCACCAGGGUUUACACAUUACAGGAUUUGCUGUUCCAAUCAGAUUGUGUAUCUCUGCAUUGUACCUUGAAUGAACACAAUCAUCAUUUAAUAAAUGAAUAUACUAUUAAACAGAUGAGACCAGGAGCAUUUUUAGUCAAUACAGCACGAGGUGGUUUGGUGGAUGACGACGCGCUGGCCGCGGCGCUCAAACAGGGUAGAAUUCGCGCGGCAGCGCUAGACGUCCAUGAAAAUGAACCGUACAACGUCUUUCAGGGUCAGUCUGCGAAUCAGUGUGAGUCUUAUCUGUCCCCGUGCCUAACCCUGUCUCGACUGACUAUCUAAAACCGUCCUGAAUUCCUUCCAUAAUAAAACAGAGAAGAUAAAACUGAUGAGCUUUGUUCAAAUAGAGAAACACAACGAAGAUGUAUAUUUUAUGGUGAAAAUAAUAUUUUAUGAAAUUUAUAUUAAUU